This is a messenger RNA of Cooperia oncophora, 330 nucleotides long. The record is from the annotation of a GenBank genome assembly. NCBI's taxonomy places the organism in Eukaryota, Metazoa, Nematoda, Chromadorea, Rhabditida, Trichostrongylidae.
AUGAAUAGCCUGGGAUGUUUCAAGGACAAGCAAAAACUCAUAGAUGAACUCCUUUCAAUUCGGCAUAACACUGAAAAAAUGGUCUACUUCCUGCUGCUAGACCGGAAGCGGCGCCGUCCAGCUCAUGAAGAUGAGACAGAGAUUAUUCUCCGAGGAUCGGAUCAACACGGUGAUCCACCCAAGAAACGUACGGACUCUGCUCGAGCCAACAGAUAUGCCGUGGGUAGCAUUGCUGAUGGCAGUCCUGUCAAUCCCAGGAAGACAUACGGGUACGUUAGUGGUACUUUAAUGAUAGAGCGAUGUACGCUAGUAUUCACUUUGAAAUGUUAG